Molecule: messenger RNA, 321 nt
Organism: Zymoseptoria tritici IPO323
Lineage: Eukaryota; Fungi; Ascomycota; Dothideomycetes; Mycosphaerellales; Mycosphaerellaceae
Exons: 2
Coding region: 1-321 (106 amino acids)
Source: RefSeq, a predicted model, not a curated record
AUGGUCAAAGUCACUCUUCUCGGUCUGCUGUUCAGCGCCGUCGCACUCGUGGAAGCAAUGCCAAAGCAGAGUCCGCCAGAGCGGAGUCCAAACGAGCAGUCGGUCAAGAUGUUUAGCAAGCGCAUAUACCAGAGCGCGUGUCACAAAUCGUACAAAUGCGACCAUCAAUCCGACUGCGCUGGACCAGAGAAAAUGGACAUCGUGCCCGACGGGUGCCCGAAGUGCUAUGCAAAAUUUCUGUGCGGCGCCGACGGGAAAACCAUACCGAAUACGCUUCAGGGCUACUGGUGCCUGGGGAGUGACGACGAUUUCUGCUUCUGA